Messenger RNA from Triticum turgidum subsp. durum (durum wheat), 999 nucleotides. The record is from the annotation of a GenBank genome assembly. NCBI's taxonomy places the organism in Eukaryota, Viridiplantae, Streptophyta, Magnoliopsida, Poales, Poaceae.
AUGCCAUUACCAGCGAUCGCAAUGCCGGCGACAAGGCAGAGCCCACGUACAAGGAGGGUGGCGACCUGGUGGCAACGGAUAGCCCACGUAACGUGCAACAUCACCGAGCGCGUCGACCUGCUGCCCGACCCGAACGAUUUGUUCGUAGGCAGCCCCGCCCGUGGCCACGCCGAGCCAACCACAGCCGCAUCCCCUCCCUCCGCCGCCUCGCGUCGCGGCAGCCAGCAAAGAGCUCUCCCCAGUUCCCCGCCGGGAGCUCCCGCUCGACCCCCAAAAAUGCCCUCCGCCUCGCUCCUCCCCGCCACAUCCGCCGGGGCGCAGCCCUGCCCCACCCUAGCGCCGCCCCGCGGCCGGCGCCGAUGCUGCCGCGUUACGGCCGCCUCCGCCCCAUCGCCUUCCGUCGGCUUCGGCCUCGGCCGCCGGGCCGUCUCCCUCGCGGGCGUCGCCGCCUGGCUCGCCACUACCGCCGGCCGGGCAGAAGCCAGUCCGUUCGACAACUACGUCAAGAAGAAGAAGCUGGAGCCAUUGGAGACAUACGUCCCGGCUGUGCUGCUGACCCAAGACCAGUUCAGGGAUCUAGAGAAAUCCUUGGAAUUCGAGAAGCCAAGGUUUGAUGAGAGUAGAUCAUUGCUUCGUUCUGGUCCAGCAUCAUCACUACGUAUCAAUAUUCGAGCAGUGGCACAAUAUGCUUCUACUAAUGGCCAAGGCAAAACUGCCUCUGAUGCAGUCGACGAAUGCUUACGAGCGUUGGAAGAUCUCGACUCGCUGCUACUAAAGGCUUCACGGAAAGACUCGUCAGCAUCUGUUGAAGUCAUGAGGAGCAAAAUUGCUGUAGCCCUUGGAGCACUAGACAACCUCCUGCAAACCGUGCCAUCAGCUGUUAUGGAUAAAGGAAAGGCGAUUGCUGAUGCAUACAGGAGCCCUUCAGAUGGUUAUUAUGAAGAGGGUAAUGGCGCAGAGUUGGAUCCCAGCCUGAAGCAGCUGCAGGACAUUCUAUAA